UCCGACAUACUUGGCGAAAAAUGUUGAUUCUGAUUCUUAUAACAGAAAACCUGCACCGCAUUUGAUUCAGAGAGACCAAGGAUAUUCUUUCUGAUAACUCCUGAGUCGUCUCACUCGACACAAAACACACACACAAAAACAAAAACCUGGAUGGCUCAUUGGCCACCAAAACUGAAGUUGCCAUCCGCCAUCUUGAUACUCCCAAAACAACUAUGCUGACCUGUGCAGCGACAGCAAUUAAAUGCGUUGUCAGUUUCGUGGCUGUGAGAAAUCAUUUCACAGAAGCAAACGUAUCUUUAAGGCCUCCUCGCUUCCCCCUGUGGACAUUAUGUUAAAGCCCAUCUAACUUGCAUUGCGCCUCUACACUCCCAUCCCUUGAAUCCCAACGUCAUAAUGACCAGUCUCAAGCGUUCCCAGACAGAGCGUUCUGUCGGAGGCUCGGUGCCAGCUACUGAUGAGUUCUACACUCGACGUUUGCGUUUGCCCAACGGAGGGGCCCCACCGCCCCGUAGUGAGAGCACACACAUUUCUUCGUCCUCCACCACUGGCACCAACCCCGGAGUCCCUAAAAUGGGAGUUCGAGCUCGAGUGGCUGACUGGCCCCCUAGAAAAGAUGGGGGAGGAGGAGGUGUGUGGCAUAUCACAGUGGAGACUGACUCACCCAGCUCUACCACCACGAGCUCUUCUGGAUCAGGAAGUGGAGAUCGAGAAAGACUUGUGGGAAGUGGCAGUGGUAGUGGAAGUGGAAGUGGAGGAGGGGUCUCAGCUGUCACAGCCCACAGUAAUUUGUCAGCAAAGCUGGGACACUUAAUCAGCCCCCAGGACUCCUCCAUGCUCCGCAAUAUCCAGAACACACUGAAGAACAAGAUGCAAAUGAAGGGAAAGGACAACCGUUUUUUGUCGCCCGAUGGCUAUCUUGGGUCACCUCGUAAGGGUAUGAGACGCAUUCGACAGCGGAGUAACAGUGACAUAACAAUAAGUGAACUGGACGUGGAUGGAAAUGAGGGCUGGUCUUUCUCUGGGUGGACUCCCAUGCACCGAGAGUACGGCAGCACUUCGUCCAUAGAUAAACACGGGGUCUCAGGGGAGAGUUUUUUUGACAUGCUCAAAGGAUAUCAAUCUUCCGAGGCCCCUGAUCAACGAAGUCCUGCACCAGAACGGUUGACUGAGUUGCUCACUGUCGCCCCUGUGAAACAGACCGCCCUAGAUUUGCCCGAUGGCUCCUUGGUACCGCCCAGAGGUAGUCCUGCCAGUCGUCUUAAAGAACGAGAGAAGCACUUGAAAAGAAGGUCAAAGUCAGAGACGGGUGGAGAGUCAAUCUUCCGCAAGUUGCGCAGCGUGAAGGUAGAAGGUGACUCUUCGAGAGCUGGGUCAGAUGCUGAGGAUGGAGGAAAAGGGGAUGAGAGUUUACCCCCUCCAAAACCUUGGAUGUGCCAAAAAGGCUUUGCCCAUUUUGAUAUCAACUCAUUACUCUUUGACCUCAAUGAGGCCAUCCAAAGCCGGCAGUCAGGAGCCAAACGCAAGAACACCACAACGGGUGCCUCAGCCGCUGCUGCCGCUUCUGCUUCGGCCACAUCGUCCCUCUCUUCAAGUCAGAGUGUGGUCUAUGUAUCACCCUGCGGCUCACAAGAGGAGCUGAGCAAGGAGGGGGUAGGAGGACAUGCGCCCAACCCGGCCUUGGACCCAGGCGAUGAUAAAAGCAAUGACCUUGUGCUCAGCUGCCCGUGUUUCAGGAAUGAGAUUGGUGGAGAAGGUGAGAGAAACAUCGCUCCAGCGAAACAGCAGGGCAGCAUUGGCAGUGGCGGGAGCUCAAGCAAUUCCACUGGUAGUCCAGAAGAAGGACCAUUAGAGGCUACCCUCACAAGUCAUUUUACCAAUGCUGGUGUAGCAGUCCUGGAGGCCACAAAGGAUGGCCCAAGUCAACAUGCUGACCGAUCCAAAAGAUAUAUCGUGGAACAUGUUGACCUCGGAGCCUAUUACUAUCGAAAGUACUUUUACCUCCGAGAACACUGGAACUACCUCGGGGUAGACGAGAACUUGGGCCCAGUGGCAGUGAGUCUCAGGAGGGAGAAGCUGGAGGAACACAAGGAGCACGGACAGCAGUACAACUACAGGGUCAUUUUUAGAACGAGUGAGUUAAACACCCUGCGUGGUUCCAUCUUAGAAGAUGCAGUACCUUCCACAUCGAAGCACGGCUUGGCAAGAGGCCUGCCCCUCAAAGAGGUGCUCGAGUACCUGGUGCCAGAGCUGAAUGUUCACUGCCUGCGCCUGGCACUCAACACUCCCAAGGUCACUGAGCAGUUGAUGAAGCUGGAUGAGCAGGGGCUGAGUUUCCAGCGGAAAGUGGGAGUGAUGUACUGCAUGGCAGGCCAGAGCAGCGAAGAAGAAAUGUAUAACAACGAAUCUGCUGGUCCAGCACUGGAGGAGUUUCUCCAUCUUCUCGGGGACAGGGUUCGGCUCAAAGGCUUUUCCAAGUACCGGGCUCAGCUGGAUGCCAAAACUGACUCAACUGGCACUCACUCUUUGUAUACGACUCACAAGGAUUACGAGAUCAUGUUCCAUGUGUCAACUAUGCUUCCCUACACGCCCAACAACAAACAGCAACUGCUACGGAAGCGCCACAUUGGGAAUGACAUCGUCACCAUUGUAUUCCAGGAACCCGGCGCGCUCCCCUUCACCCCCAAAAACAUCCGUUCACACUUCCAACAUGUCUUUGUGGUUGUCCGGGCGCACAACCCUUGCUCAGACAGUACUUCUUACAGUGUGGCAGUCACGCGUUCUAAAGACAUGCCUUCAUUCGGACCACCUAUCCCGGAGGGCGUGACCUUCCCUAAGUCAUCUGUGUUCCGGGACUUCCUCCUUGCCAAGGUCAUCAACGCAGAGAACGCUGCUCACAAGUCUCACAAGUUCCGCGCCAUGGCCACGCGGACGCGCCAGGAGUACCUGCGCGACCUGGCCGAGCGGCACACCACGAGCACGCCCAUCGACCCGUCUGGAAAGUUCCCCUUUAUUUCGCUGGCCCACAAAAAAAAGGAGAAGAGCCGGCCGUAUGCGGGAGCCGAGAUGCGCAGCCCUGGGGCGAUUACCUGGCUCGUCCACGCGGAAGAUCCCGGGACCGGAGGAGAGAUAGAUGCCGUUCUUGCUAUCUCCAAUGAUUUCCUCGUGCUGUUGGACCACGAUGCUAAAGCCGUGGUGUUCAACUGUGCCACCAAAGACGUGAUUGGGUGGACGCUGAGCAGCCCGGCAUCCUUACGGAUUUUCUACGAGCGGGGAGAAAGUGUGUCGCUGAGGAGUAUCAGUAAUAACACUGAAGAUUUCAAAGAGGUGAUCAAGCGUCUGGAGUUCCUGACAAAAGGCUGUGAGACAUCUGAAAUGACCCUCCGUCGAAACGGCCUCGGACAGCUCGGCUUCCACGUGAACUACGAAGGCAUCGUGGCAGAGGUGGAGCCGUACGGCUACGCGUGGCAGGCGGGACUGCGUCAGGGAAGUCGCUUGGUGGAAAUCUGCAAAGUUGCAGUCGCGACACUGACUCACGAGCAAAUGAUCGACCUCCUGCGCACCUCGGUGACCGUGCGGGUUUCCAUCAUCCCGCCGCACGAUGAUUCCACACCGCGCAGGGGCUGUUCAGAGCUCUAUCGCAUGCCUAUGGCGGACUACAAGAGCAGCAGUAGUGAUAGCGGCUCCUUUGAAUACAAGUUCCCCUUCCGCAGCAACAACAACAAGUGGCAGAGGACAUCCAGCAGCCCCCAGCAGUCGCUGACUGCCUCACCACAGCCGCACACGCCCAACAGGGCCAUCAGCCUGGGGAGCUCAGUGGGGAAGACCUUGUCGGCCGAGAGGCUGGAGAGGGGUGCAGUCAUCCCACGCAGUGUCAGCAGUGAUGGCCGCCCGCUGGACACCAAGAGGAUAUCUCCAGGCAGCGAGAGCUACAGCCUGGCCUCCUCGCUGGCUCUGGGGCGCUCGCCCCACAAUCGCAGCUCUCCCAGUAACCUGUCGUGUUCCAGCGACGCCUCCGGAGCCUCGGCGCACUGGCGGCAGAAAUCCAUGCCUGAGCAGUUUGCAGGGAGUCGCCACUCUCCGAUGUCCAAUGAGAGGCAGGCUGUUGGAGAGGGCGGUUCAAGUGGAAAGUCCACCCCGAAUUGGUCCCGAAUGGAAGAAGGGGCAGUAGAACGUGGGUCAACAGAGGCUCCAGUCUCGAAAUCUGGUCAGGGCUACUCUGGAGGACCCCGCAUUCAAAGACAGGAUCAGGUCAUCCAUCUGUCCCCAAAGAAAAGCAGUCAGUCGGACGGCCCUUACUCUGGCCACUCGAGCAGUAAUACGCUUUCAAGCACAGCUUCCAGCGGGGGCCACAGUGAUGGUGACAAAUGGUACGAAAUGGGGGCAGGUGGAGGCUCCAGCGGGGACCAAGGGGAGUCAGAGCCCAACGGCCUGGGAGGCGGAGGCUACCUCCAGGGCGCCUCGGCCGACAGCGGCAUCGACACCAGCUCGUACGGGGCCUCGCACCACAACCACCCGCACUCUCACCACGGCAGCGCCACCUCCCUGCUCGCUCCCAGCGGAAGUCGAGAGAGCAGGGAGCGGUCGCCGUGGCACAGCCCCACUGAGGGCGGGCGCAGAAUGCUGGAGAGGUCGCCCGCGGCUUCGGAGUCCCCAGUUCCACCUGUAGAGAGGAACCUCGAUAGCACCGGCCGGACUCCUCCUACUCAUCUCCUCGUUCGAGACAGCAGUACCUUCAGUCUGAGUGAUGGCGGAUCUCACUCAAGACACAGUUCCCCCAGGGAAGAGUCCUCCUCAACCACUUCCCCAUCCUCUCAGUCUUCGGUGUCUCCUGGACCAAAGAGCUUUUACCCUCGGCAGGGAGCUCAGUCCAAGUACCUGAUCGGCUGGAGAAAGCCCGGCUCCACCAUCAAUUCCGUUGACUUCGGAGACACACGCAAGAAAUCGCCAGGGGAGAGCGGGUUGGAGGUUAUGCCGACGCCUGCAGCCAGGCCUUCUUUAAGGGACAUGCACUCUCCACAGGGCCAUGCUAAGUCCACUAUUGAAGAAGACGUGAAGAGGCACCCUACUAAGGACAGCCCUCUACCACCACGCAGGCAUAAGGAAAAGCAUGCGCAGAAAUCGCCUCCGAGCCAGCCCCCCAGCCGCCGCCGCUCGCUCCAUCGCACUCUAUCCGACGAGAGCAUCUACCGCGGGCAGCGCCUUCCCUCUCUGACCGACUCCAUGAUGGAAGCGGCGCUCGGCGCCGACGUUCUCUUCAGCUGCUCCACUCUCCCGCGCUCCCCCACCACCCGUGGCGUACCCCUUCGACGGCCUUCCUAUAAGCUGGGAGUCAAACUCCAUGGUGACCUCUCGGCAUCUGACACGUCAUUGGUGGAUUUGGUGGAGCGUCAUCGGGGGCCUCUGCCUCAGGAGCUGAUGCCCCUCCCGUCCUCUGACAGGGACAGCCCACUCAAUUGGACGCAUCUCGUGGAUGUGGCCAACACCUAUGACAGUGAAAGAAACACGCACUAUGUUCAGAGAAGUUACGUGUUUGGGGAUUCAAACCACAGAAGCAGCGGUGCGUCCAGUCCUCAGCAGAGCCACAUAGAGCUGCAGCCUGCCCCCAUGUCCCGGCCCACGUCUAGUGAGGGUCACAUAGGACUGGAGAGAAAGGUGACCAAGUUGGAGGCCAUGGUGAAGAUGCUCCAAGAGGACUUGAAGAAGGAGCGCGACGAGAAGGUGCGGCUUCAGGCUCAGAUCAAGAGGCUGUGGGAGGACAACCAGAGGCUUCAGGAAGAGUCUCAGACCUCCGCUGCCAAGCUCAAGAAAUUCACGGAGUGGGUUUUCAACACCAUUGACAUGAACUGAUGCUCCCGAAGACGCGUGAAUGGCAGUCCCAGUUUAAAAAAAAAAAAAAAAAAAGCCCACUCUGGUCCACAAUUGACUGGAAGCAAGAGUCACUCAUCAGCACAUUAUUUUUUUUCCCCAAAAACUACAGUGACAAGAAAGGGAAUUCACCCCCCCCCCACCUGUCCCCCCCCACCGUCCUACACCGCUUCCACCAGUUAUUAUAACGGUGAACAUGAAGCAUUUUCUGACCUGCUGUGAUCCAACAAUGGAUGUGGAUGUUCAUCCUUCCUUUUUCUGUCAGCUUGGGGACAGCUUUUAUUGAAGGAGAUUUUUUUGUCUUUUUUUUUCUCUCUUGAGGUGCCAAAUUCAACCCGACAGGUUAGCCGAGGUAUUCAAACGACCUCAGCGGACUGCCUACAACGCACAGAGAACGCAACAGUUCUUGCAUGGCCGACCGUUCGCUGGAGAACGAAUGCCGCACGCAUAAUGAGUUGGUUACCCAUCAAACUGUGGGAAAGGCUUUUCAUAUCCCCUCAAUGGAGAAUGAAAAUGUUUGAGCCUGGAUUUUCAUCUUUUUUCUCUGCACAUCCCCCGGGGCUUAUUGUUGUUUUUUUUCUUCCACCAAUGACUUAGCACUGAAGGGAAGCCUUUUUUUUUUCUUUUUAAACAUCAGUGUUCUAUUUUCCAGGAAUUGGAUAACAGCAACUAAUCCGUCCUCGACAGUACCAAGCGCCCCGACGAUAGGAAUAUAUUUAAAAGCCAUUGGCAGCUGUGCCACGCCAUAACUUCAAGACUUCUAUCCGGAGUGCUUUAUGUCUUAAAAAGCAAUAGGGAGAAGACGGGAGAGAAUUCCCUGGAAAGAUUUAAAAAAAAAAAAAAAAGAUUCACGCAAACACAACACAGCUACUCACGAGCCUCGACAUCCUCUCCCAUUUUAAAGCAGCGAACUUCCUCCUGUGAUUAAAGAUGUGAGUGAAGACUGGAAGAAUCUGGAAGAGUGGUAAUUAGAUUUUUGGUUUUUUUGGAAGCGGGGAUAACUAUGAAGGGUUUAUUUAUUUCCUUGUACUAUAGUUCCAAUAAAUAAGUUGAUCUAUUCGUACAGUACAGCUGACAUCAGUUUGUCAAGAAGAAGAAAAAAAACAACCUCUAACUAUAAUUUAAUGGCUUUCUUUCUUAAUCCUGACUAUCUGCAUUUUAAUCCUGUAUGACGUUUCGUGGUGCUCGAGCCUGUUGUCGUGUUGCUUUUUCGACGCCCGCUAGUGAUGACCAGUGAAACUCUCGUAGUUCUCCAUGUCUUCAGUUCACCCCCCCCCCCCCACUUCCCCUUUGUAUUUUUCCCUCUUCGAACAAUCGCCGGGAGGCCCGCGUGUAAAAAAACACGGCGGCGCCUCUGAAGCCAUCUCUGACUGACAAUCAAUGGCGGACGUUUUGAGAAAGAGGUUCACUUGUAUACUUUUCCCUCAGGUGUGUGAACGUGACCAUGCUCAAAGUUCCAAAGGUGAUUUAAUGAGAAAAUGAUCUAUCUUUGGAUACCACAAGGGGAAAAAAAAACGAAAAAUGAAAACUGGAGUGCAUGUGUGAAUGUACAUCAGUCUAUCCAGCUGUGCCUACUGUCACUUAAGGGUCAUUUUUCCUCCCAGGAUGAGCAGGGACGUACGUGCCUUUGAAACUACACCUGGGCAACACGCGGAAGCAAAAGACUCGUCUUCGUCCCAACAGUUAAAUGCACCCGGUAACAUCCACACACAAACAAUUAAAACAAAAAAAUUAAAAUAAAAAAUCAAUUGCAUGUCACACUAAAGAUGAUUAUGCGGUAAAAAAAAAUAAAUAAAAUACAGAAAAGUACAUUACAUCCACAGUUCGUGUUUCUCUGGUGUGAUAUAUUUUCAUUUUUAAUAGAAAAGGUGUUAAUAAAACAAUGCUAAACUGACCCUAAAAAAUAUGAUUUCCAGGAAGAUAAAUGGGGGUAAAAAGAAAAAUAAUUGUAGCUUCUGCUAUAAGACCUUCAUUAAAUCAGACCUAAAAAUAUAAUAUGACUCCAUUCUACUAUUUUGACAAAAUAUGCUUUUUUAAUUUAAAAAAAAAAUGCAUUCAGUGUUUCUUUUCCCCUGCUAGGCAUGAAAUUGCAAUGAACAAUGAACACAAACAAAUACUCUAGCAGAACUUUGAGGACAGAAUUUUAUUAUGAAACAUGCAAAAAAAAAAAAAAAACAAAGAUCCAAUAUUAUUUCCACGUAGAUGUUUUUCCAGGAAUAUUAACAUCACUGCCUAAAAAAAACCCCAUGCGACUACUGCCAAUAUAUAUUCAGCAAUAAUAAUUCUAGUAUCUAAUAAAUUUGACUAAUUAUUGCUUUUUUUUUUUUGCAUUCUCCAUCUUGAUCUACUAGCAGUAGACACAGCAAGCAUAAAAAAGUCCCAAAUGCGUAAGUUUAAAUGAUGACUUGCCACAAAACAUUCAACAAACCGUCAUUGCCAUUAUUUCAAAGUGAUGCAGAUUUUUGGCUCUAUUAUUUUUGUAAGAAUAAUAGCGACAACAAAGCUAUAACUUGGAAAAAAAGUCAUUUUUCCAUUAUAGUAAACUGUUGAUUCCUUUUUGCACAAAAAAAAAAUUCUUAGGAGAGUUUAAGUGAGUGGAAAUUUACGUUCCACAUAUUAUGUAUUCAAAUCAGCCAUAAUAAACAAUUUUCAUUUAUCUUGGAACGUAAACUUUGAGUCUUGUAAAGUUGGAUUCACUUUAAUAAUUGAUACAUUUCCAAGUGGCUCCUCGGUAUGAAUGUAGACACUAACGCGCCUAAAGUAAUGUGAUGUUUACUUGACGUUACGGGUGCAUCUCCAUAAAUUGAAAUAUGGUAGAAAAGUUUAUUUCUCUUGUUCAACUAAAAAGUGGAAGGUCUUUUAUUCCAUACUUGCAAUUUAAUAAGCACGGGGAAAUACUUUUCCGAAGACAAUUUUUAAAUCUAAUAACCUAUGUUAAAAAAAAAAAAUAUUUGGAGUCUGUCCUGGUUUUUGAGCUGGUGAAUUCGGGGGUUUUGGUCACUUUUGAAUGAUAUAAUCAAAAUUCUGUAAAGAGGGUAAAAAAAAUGUUUAAGUGAACUACUGAAAUGGUUUAUGAGGUGCACCUGUACAUUUAGCUGGGUUCCACUUGUGGGAAUGAAUGAAUGAUGAGUAAAAAAAAAAAAAAGGUUCUGUUUUAGGAAUCACUACAUAGUAUAUUGUUUUUAAGAUGGCGGCAUGUUAUGAAGAAUUUCUCCAGUCGUCCAAUACUGUGAAAUACAAAUUACUCACAAAAAUUGAAAAUGUCCUGCCACGUACGCCCCUGAUGAAUUCGCACCGUCCAAAUGCUAAAUAGGUUAUAAUCCAUGUUUUGUUGUACAGUACAUGUAAAGUGCUCAAAUUUCAUUUUUUUUUACCAUUAUUAUGAAUGAAAAACGUGUGAGUGAUAUGGGUGUCGUGCAAAUGUUUUGCUUGCCAGUCCACUCCACCAAUUGGUAAUUCCAGUCCGUAUAUUCUUUUUUUUUUUUUUCUUUUUGUAUAUGUCAACAUGAAUUUCUCAGACGUUCCAUUUUGUAAAGAACCUUUGCACAUAUUUUUUGUCAAAUAGAUGGAGUUUACAUAUUUUGAAAAAGAGUGCGGGAAGGAUCCAUCCAUUCUGUGCAAUUUUUUUUUUGUUUUUUGUUCUUGAGAUGUGCUUUUGCUGCUCUUUUAAUUUUGCUGUUAUUGCAGUUUCUGACCAACAGAGGGAGGUGCUCGACUUUUCUUAUAAAAGGAGGGGGGAAAGAAAAGAAAAGAGAGGAAAAAAAAAAAAAAAGGAAAUCCCCCGUUAGUUUGGUUCCCAAAGCCACGCACGCUGAUCGGACGAACAACGAAUGAAAUUUUUAUUCAUGUUCGUCCCGGCUUUGGUCAGGGAUUGCAGUAGCAGGAGGAUUUCAACUAGCCAUGAUGUGACGUGUCACGCAGGAGCGUAGAACUUUGCAGAAUACAACAAUGCUGUGUAAACCCCGUGUCUAUUAUUGUUUAUGUAAAAUGUAAAAGUAUGGAAAUAACAGACAUUUGCAGUGAUUGCAGUAUUAAAGUUUCUGAAACAAA
Messenger RNA from Syngnathoides biaculeatus (alligator pipefish), 9915 nucleotides. RefSeq names its product signal-induced proliferation-associated 1 like 1 (gene sipa1l1). Gene Ontology annotation, molecular function: GTPase activator activity; protein binding. Lineage: Eukaryota; Metazoa; Chordata; Actinopteri; Syngnathiformes; Syngnathidae. The coding region runs from base 394 to 5847 and encodes 1817 amino acids. Gene Ontology annotation, cellular component: cytoplasm. Gene Ontology annotation, biological process: regulation of small GTPase mediated signal transduction; activation of GTPase activity. The record is from RefSeq and is a predicted model, not a curated record. The transcript has 23 exons.